AAAACCCCCAGAAGAAACCCAUAAACAGUUGACACCCAAACCCCAUUGUCACUAAAAAAUUUCAGUUUCCCAAAGUAUAUGAGAUUCUUGGCUUCUUCUGUCUUCUUCCUCAGCUCACUCCUCCUCCACCAUUAGAGUUCACCCCCACCCCCACCCCCACCCCACCCCAACCACUGAAAUCUCUUGGAAGUCACAGAUCUAUCAUUUUAUUUAAGCCCCACCCAAUAACUCAUAAAUCCUCAUUAACAUACUAGUUAACUCAUAUUCUUGAUUUUUCUUUCACUUACCAAUAUGAACAAGAAUCGUACUCGUUUAAUUUCUUCUAGAUCUUUACACAUCAUUUGCACCUACAAUCUCUAGCAUUCAUAAAAAUCUUGUCUUUUUUUUAUUGUUUUUUGUAUUCAUAAAAAUCUUGUCUUUUUUUUUAUUGUUUUUUUUAUUUUGUUUUGUUUGCUGCAAUUAAAUUUGAUUAUGCUAUAUGGGUAUGAUGAAACGGACAAUGCGGCCAUUGUUCAGUGUAUUACUGCUGAUUGCAGUGGCGGCUACACUUGCUGUUCGAAUUACCCUUCGUUACAGCUCUAUUGAGCUGAAAAAUGAAUACCCAUUUGCUGGGAAGGUUAAAAAACCAGUACUGAAUGAGACACUUUUGAAAUAUGCAUCUAUUGAUAUUGGGGAACCCCGGUUGAAGAAAGAGGUUGAGGAGUUAUUGGAAGGGAAUUUCAGAGGACACAAUCGUCAUAGAUCAUUUCUGUCUUCUGGGAAAUAUCGCAUGGAUACUAGGCCGAGGACAGCUAGAGGGGUAUCGGUGCAGCUCCGGUCACCGGAGUUUUAUCGCCUUUGGCAGAGGUUUAGGAGGAAUUUGCAAGAUUGGUUCAGAAAUAGGAAGCUUCCUAAGGAUGUGAUGGUUGAUUUGGUGAGUACAGUUAAGGUUCCAAUUGAUAGACAUAAUGGUAAAGUGGGAUCAGAGGAGAGGUAUAAAUCAUGCGCUGUUGUAGGAAAUAGUGGGAUUUUGUUGAAGAGUGUGUAUGGAGAGUUAAUUGAUAGUCAUGAAGCUGUAAUUCGAUUGAACAAUGCAAGAACUGGGGGGUUUGAACAUAGAGUAGGUUCAAAGACUACUCUUUCAUUUGUGAAUAGUAACAUUCUGCAUCUUUGUGCAAGGAGGGAAGGUUGUUUUUGCCAUCCAUAUGGACUGAAUGUGGCUUUAGUAAUGUAUAUAUGUCAGCCUGUGCAUUUCUUGGAUUACAUGGUGUGUAAUUCUUCACACAAAGCACCAUUAAUUGUCACUGAUACGCGUUUUGACAUGUUGUGUGCUAGGAUUGUGAAGUAUUAUUCGUCGAAACGGUUUGUGGAGGGAACUGGGAAGCCUCUUCAAGAAUGGGCUCCUGCUCAUGAUGGAGCUAAUUUCCAUUACUCUUCUGGUUUGCAAGCUAUCAUGCUUGCUUUAGGUGUUUGCGAGAAUGUUAGUAUUUUUGGAUUCGGGAAAUCUGCUUCAGCUAAGCAUCAUUAUCAUACAAAUCAGAGGGCUGAGCUGAAGUUACAUGACUACGAGGCAGAGUAUGAUUUCUACCGCGAUUUGGUGGAGAGACCUCAGCACUGAAAUCUAUCAGUAGCACGUUUCUUAGAUCCAUGUGCUGCAAAGCUCCCAUAGAGACAAGGGCAAGAUUGAUUAAAGCUUUCAUGAAGACCAACCAUAUAUUGCUGGAUUUUUCUUGAGAAGGUAAGUGACUGUUUUAUUGCAGAAGUUAGACCAGCUCUAAGAUAGUAGAGAUCUGUUAAAGAAGUUGGAUUCCAUGUAUCUAAAAGAUAUGAGCUGAUAAGCUAAUAAAAUCUACCAUUUACUCUUCUCUGUAUAACCAUAUCAUGCUGGAUUUUGAUACUAUCUACCUAUGUUUGGGUGUGCAUUGUUCUCUUGGAGGUUGCCUAUUUGUCUUUUCUUUCCCUGUUGUCGUUAAGUUGGCUGUUAACUAUGUCUUUUGUACCGAGUAGGUGCUUUACAUUUUGAUGGGAAUUGUCUAUUCUCUGUUUUGUUAGUUGUAUAUGGAAUGUCACCACAAAAAGAUUGCUUUAUUAGAAUAUCUCUUGUUCCGAAAGUAUCUACAACUGAUAUCAAUCCAAGAAGUGGAUGUUUCGUAUUGCAUUGUUCUCUGUUCCUCUGUUAUAUACUGCUCAGUGUAGAGUGUCAGCCCCCACAAAAAAAGGGGAAAAAGAAAGAGAAAGAACUCAAGACAGAUGAGAGAGUAUUUGCUCUCCCACGGGCCUCCUCAAGUGUUGAGACAAAGCAUGAAAGGGUUUUACUUAUGUUUCUCUGUUUUAGCAUCUAGUCGCUCUUUCUAUUUAUUUACUUCUCGAGCAAACAGGUUUUGUCAGCCAUGAAAACACUGCGGUACAGAUACCCUAGUCGCAUUCCUACAAAUUUGACUAUUAUUUUGGACGGUCAUAGUUGAAGCAAAGAAACACCCCACUACAUAACACUAAACACUUGCAAUUGUUUGUUCAGCUUUACACGAGAACUUUAACAGAUUCACAUUAGCCUCAUUUAAGUAUGAUACCAAGCAAAAACAUGUAGCAUCCUUUAACCAAACAAAGCUACUAUAAUCCCUUUAGAACCCUGAUAAGUGAAGGCCGAAUAUCUAUGUAAACACUAUUCUGGUUUUGAAAUUAGUUGUCCUUUUGCAUUUUGUCCUGAAUGCUUGGGCUCAGCUGUAUUGUACUUUACGUCCUGUUCCUCAAACUUCACUGCCAUCUAGAACCUUAUGCUCACCUAUAGAAAACAGAAUAUGGAAAAGGUCAAUGAACCAAUUUAGAAUCUUUAAAUCUCAAGACAAUUUUGUUUGUCCUUAACAUUGUUAAGAAAUAUUUUUUAGAUCACAAACUGCAUAUUCGUUGUAUUCAAGUGGAGUAUCUUUGUGCACGGCCGGAAUCAGCCAACUAUGUGGUACUAUGGUAUCAUCAUUAUAGACAAAAUGCCCCGAGUCGAUGAUAUCAUUUAACCCUUCCUAGACCCUUUGCUCCAUUUGUCUUCUCUUCUGAGUAUUUGGUGUUAUCUAUCCAAUCUUAGGUACAAAUAAGGUAUUUCUUGUGAAACCUAUGCUCAAAGUUGUGAUAACUCUUUGAUUUCUUCUCCAAUUGAAGCAAUAGCCAAAACAAAGAAACAUUUCUAGCCAAUUAAUAGUUGUGAGACGUAUCUAGCAGCUUCCGUUAGACCAUCCAAAAGACCACAAAUAUUCCAAACUGAAUGCAUACUAAAAAACAUAACAAUGCUCUGUACUACUGUUAGACUUGUUUCAUCCUCAUGCAGGUCAUGGGCAGACAAGUGUAUUAGAUGGAGCUUACAUAGAUCUCAUCACAAGGAAAGACGAUGAUUGUAGCAGCUGAAGUAUGUGCGGAAAAUCAUUUGGUCGAAGUUAGUUAGGACUUGUGCCAGCUGAGGUGUAAGUUUGUAUAUAUGAAUUGAGUGCUUGCAACUAUGGUAGUUAGAAGCAAUUUUGCCUUGUAUAUACAUGAUGGUUGUUGUACACAAAAUAUGAGGAGAAUGAAGUUGCAAUCACAA
Messenger RNA from Solanum dulcamara, 3550 nucleotides. RefSeq names its product beta-1,6-galactosyltransferase GALT29A. Lineage: Eukaryota; Viridiplantae; Streptophyta; Magnoliopsida; Solanales; Solanaceae. The record is from RefSeq and is a predicted model, not a curated record. The transcript is spliced from 2 exons. Gene Ontology annotation, molecular function: sialyltransferase activity. The coding region runs from base 479 to 1597 and encodes 372 amino acids.